Molecule: messenger RNA, 6701 nt
Organism: Zalophus californianus (California sea lion)
Lineage: Eukaryota; Metazoa; Chordata; Mammalia; Carnivora; Otariidae
Gene: WTIP
Product: WT1 interacting protein
Exons: 8
Coding region: 85-1386 (433 amino acids)
Biological process (GO): positive regulation of miRNA-mediated gene silencing; response to hypoxia; cytoskeleton organization
Cellular component (GO): adherens junction; transcription regulator complex; P-body
Molecular function (GO): transcription corepressor activity
Source: RefSeq, a predicted model, not a curated record
UGGGGCGGACGAUGCGGCGGCGCGGCCGGAGCGGCGGCGGGAAGCGGAGGCGGAGGUGACGCGCCGGGGCCGGCGGGCCGGGCCAUGCAGCGCUCCCGGGCGGCUGCGGACGAGGCGGCCCUGCUCCUGGCCGGGCUGGCCCUGCGGGAGCUGGAGGCGGGCGGCGACUCUCCAGGCCGGGGUCGGCGGGGGCCGCGGCCCGGGCCAGGAGACGAGGCGGCGCAGGCGCUGGGCCGCAGAGGGAAGGGCGGCGGCGGCGGCGGCGGCGGCCCCGAGGCCGGGCCGGACGGACUGAGCCGUGGGGAGCGAGGCCCGCGACGCGCGGCGGCCCCCGAGCUCAGCGCGCAGCCUGCGGGCAGCCCGCGGGCCAGCCUGGCGGGCUCCGACGGCGGCGGCUGCGGCAGCGCCCGCUCCAGCGGCAUCAGCCUGGGCUACGACCAGCGCCACGGCAGCCCGCGCUCCGGCCGCUCGGACCCGCGCCCCGGCCCCGGGCCGCCGUCGGUGGGCAGCGCCCGCUCCAGCGUGUCCAGUCUCGGCUCCCGCGGCUCGGCCGGCGCCUACGCCGACCUGCUCCUGUCCGGCGCGGGUCCCGCGCCCACUCGCUCCCCGGAGCCUGCGGGGCCGGCCCCCUUUCCUCUGCCUUCGCUGCAGCUGCCCGCGGGCCGAGAGGGCGGCCCGAGCGCGGCGGAGCGGCGGCUGGAGGCGCUGACCCGCGAGCUGGAGCGGGCGCUGGAGGCGCGCACGGCGCGGGACUACUUCGGCAUCUGCAUCCAGUGUGGGCUUGGCAUCUACGGAGCAAGGCAGGCGUGCCAGGCAAUGGGGAGCCUGUAUCACACAGAUUGCUUCACCUGCGACUCCUGUGGCAGACGGCUUCGAGGGAAGGCGUUCUACAACGUGGGUGAGAAAGUCUACUGCCAGGAGGACUUCCUGUACUCCGGGUUCCAGCAAACAGCUGACAAGUGUAGCGUGUGUGGACACCUCAUCAUGGAGAUGAUCCUGCAGGCCCUUGGGAAGUCCUACCACCCAGGCUGUUUCCGGUGCUCAGUGUGCAACGAGUGCCUGGACGGGGUGCCUUUCACCGUGGACCUGGAGAACAACAUCUACUGCGUUAGAGACUAUCACACGGUUUUUGCACCAAAAUGUGCCUCCUGUGCCCGUCCUAUCCUCCCUGCACAGGGCUGUGAGACCACCAUCCGUGUGGUGUCCAUGGACAGAGACUACCACGUGGAGUGUUACCACUGUGAGGACUGCGGGCUGCAGCUGAGCGGGGAGGACGGACGCCGCUGCUACCCCCUGGAGGGCCACCUGCUGUGCCGCCGCUGCCACCUGAGGCGCCUCCGGCCAGGCCCCCUUCCCUCACCUGCCGUGCACGUCACGGAGCUCUGAGCGCGGAGGGGGAGCCCCGCGGGGGCCGCGCGUGCGUGCGUGUGCGUGCGUGUGCGUGUGCGUGCGUGAGAGAGCGCGCCCGGGCGGGAUGGGUGACCAGGUCAGUGUCGCAGCUCCGUGUCCCGGAGGCGCGGCUGCCCCGCUAACCCCCCCCACCCCCCACAUGCCAUCGAGCUGUCGUCCGAGGGGCCGGCCCCGCGGCGGAGCUGCUUCUAUUUAUUCACCGUCUGUGCCUCCUCCGGCCGCUUCCUUCCUUCCCGGCCCUGCCCGGCCUCCCCCACCCCCGUACCCCCCGACCCCGCCGCCCCACGCCGGCCUUCUGUUCCCGGACCCCUGCGCCCCGCGGCUUCGGGCCGGCUCCCAGACCGCGUGCAGGGGCGCGGGGUGCAGGGCCGCCCUCCUCCUUCCUCUCACUGGCCCUCCGUUUCCCGGUUCAGAAGGGGCCCCGUCUCAGACCUCUCCUGGAGGGGCAGGGGUGGGGUCUGGCAGGCGGGGGUUGGCGGAGGACACGCGUGUUUGCGUGUCUCAUAAGAGCCUUUGGUGGGUGGGAAGGGCGUCCUGUGCGGGUGGGGUCACAGGAGGGGGUGAAGAAUGACACCCUUGGGGAGCGGGGGCCUGCCGAGGAGCCCUGCCUUUGGCCACAGUGGGAUUUGGUCACCGGGAUUCUGAUGGGUGUUUUCAGCCACCAUCUCGCCCGGGUCUCCCCAUCCCUGGCUCCAGGCUUGGGGACCACCCCUCCCUCCGGCCCCCUCCGCUCGCCAUCCUUCAGCCUUGGGAAAAGAACCUUCUCACGCAAAUUCCAGCCACAGGGCUCUCGGUCAAGAGAGACCACGAGGGGGCGCCCUGUCCGCGUGGCAGGGCGAACACCUGUUGCAGGAACGCUCUGCGUAUCAGGCUCCACGACAAAAGCGUAUGAUUUGACUUAAAUUAAGUUUUUCCUUUGAGAAUAUUUUCAUUUUCUUUAAAAGAAUAUAGUUUUCUUCUAAAAACUUGGCCCACGGUUGUUAUUUCUUAGACAAAUUACAAGAAACACAAAUGUCCUAUUGGGAGAUCAUAUAGCUAGUUUUCAGGCUGUAAAAAUGUUGUAUUUUAACUAUUUUUGUAUAAAUCCUUCUAAAAUCUCAAUAUGUGUUUGCUUUUCAGACUUCGGAAUAAUGUGGGGUUUUGUGUCCGUGUCUGAAGAGCAGUGACCUAAUGAAAUGUGGUUUGGGGAAAUGCAGAUUAAUUUUCUUUCUCUGAAAGACACAUCAGCAUUGGGAAGCUGGGACUUCUCAGCGAUGGCUUAUGUUGGAUUUGUACCCGUGGGUGGCUCCUGCGGCAAGAGACCCCUAAUCAUGAUAACCCAUCAGUGGGAUAUUUUGACUUAAGUUCAUUUGUGCCUGAGUCACCAGUAAGCUGCUCCUGGCCACUGCUCUUGCCCUCCCCUGUUAGAUGUGGUCUCUUUGCUUGUAGGAUCACAGCUGGGGAAGCAAGGCUGUAGGAAUCAGAACAGAACGUUGUCCCAGAUUGCCUUUUGGGAUUCAUUGGAGAGGAAGCGGCAGCCGUUGGGGGCCAGCUGGACUGAGGCCUGGAGCUGUGGGGCCCCCUGGCGGACUGAGGGGAGCAAGUACACGGGUAGUUUGGUGUUCACCAAGUAUCUGUAUAAAGGCAGAGGUUGUCCUGGGAUGGGGGAAGUGUGUGUUUUCUGAGAAGGGGACUUUGAUAAGAUCAGGGUGGCUUCUUGGAGGCAGUGAUCUCAACGGGGCAAGAGAGUACAUUUCAGGAACGGGAGGCUGUUUCUGGCUUUCUCUUACUACUGAGCUGGGUGGUUUUGCUUUCUAGCCAGUUACUGCAAAGCUUUCUUCUGGUUGUCCUCUCUUUUUGCUUCUGACGUCAAAGCUGCUGCUUUGCCCUUGGUCUCUCCUUGCUGCAAACUCACCCGUUCUCUUUUCUCUUCCUUUGUGUGUGCUGUGCAGAUGACCCCUGACCUCUCAGCCAUGGAGGUCACCACCCACACCUGCUCCAGCCUGGUUACUGCGUCUCCCUAAUCCAGCGUGGGGGGAGUCAUCACGUUGUGGAGCCCACUCCGAGUUCCUGGGCCAUGCAUUGUUGAAAGUCAGGGCAAAGGAAUGCGUGGCCCUGGGGGGCAGUGGCCUUGUCUCUGUCUGCACUUGGCUCUUUUUCUCUGGGCUCCAGGGCUCUGUGUCGCUUCAGUCAGGACUGGUGACCGCCACUGCCCCUUUUACCGCAGAGCCUUUGCACACGCUGUUGGCUCUGCCUGGAUCCGCUUUCCUUCCGGGUUAAAUCCUUGAGCUCUCAGCCACAGGAAUACAUCAGGCUUCCAGGUAUCACACGGCACUGAAAACCCGGAAUCUGGGGUCCUUGCUCUCCAAGCUCAUUUUCCCAAAGCAGCAUCUUCCAGUCCGUUUUCAGGAGUUAUGCUGACCUGAUGGUUGUUGAGGCUGAGGGAGCGGUGUGAGAGCCAGACUCUGAGCCAGGUAGAUUGCCGAUGACCCUCCAGCCCUGGGUGCCAAAGCCACCUGCCGUUAGGAUAUCUCCCUGGAUGUUGGCACCUAACUGCCUUUGAUCACUGCUGUACUUUGGUGUGUCAUACUGCUGUCUGUCUCCUCACUCGACAGUGUGCUCUCCAGGCCGGGAUCUGUCUGGGCCGUUCACUCUUGUCUCCAUGCUGCCCUGGCCUUUGGGGGUCUCAACUCAGGACCCCACUACCACAUUGGUUUGCAAAUCUGAGUGCAGCCUUAGUUGCCCGAUGGAGGAGCCGGAGGUGGGAUGUAAAGACCCAAGAAUAGGGGUUUGCACAGAUAACUAUACACACUGCACAUCGGGUGUGUGCAGAGGUGUCCCAGGUGGUACACUUCCAGGUGUGCCUUUGUGCUGGGGUGCCUAGAGGCACAGACCUUUGAGUGCUGGGUCCCUGCUGUGAGUGUGUGUGUGUGUGUGUGUGUGUGUGCGCGCGCGCGCGUGUGAAAGAGAAUCCCUGAGAUACCGAGAAAGAUUGUGAGUGAGUGCAUGUUUGAGAGAGAGCAUGAGAGAUUGAUCAGGAGAGAUGGUGAGAGAGAGAGAGACAUUGUAUGACAGAUCGAGUGAGAGAAUGGUGGGGAGCGAGAUUGAGAAGGAUAUUGAGAGACAAUGAGCAAGAGGGAGAGAGAGAAAGGGAGGGCGGUUGAAUUAAUUGAAUGAGGCCAAGAGAACCUGGUGUCCUUUCCCCACUCAUUCCUACAACGUGGGGUGCCCCCAGUGAUUUGGAGGGCUCUCAGCCUCAGAGACCCUGUGGAGGCCAGCCCACAAACAGAAAAGGCCCAAAUCCUGUAUUUGACUAUAGGCCUGGGGUGGGGGUGUCUGCGAUGGUGGGUUCUGGGAGUGGGUCUUGGGCUUGGGGUGCCUUCACGGUCCUGAGGGAGCAGGGGAUGGUGUUGACCCCUCCUGGUCAGUGUUUCCUGCUGCUCUCUGGCCAGGAAACAAAGAUGAGAGCGUGCUGAGCUACAGAGGAACUUGAGUGCCUUCUGUGGGCUUGCUCUGCAGGAGCUAGAAGGGGUGGGCAGUUGGGGCAGUGUUCAUGGGACCUGGGAGGGGCAGGGCAUGGACACCCAUGGAAGCAGAAUUCUGGAGAGCAACGUGGGCCAAGGAAUGACUUGGGGUCAGUGGGGUAGUCUGUGGUGCUGACUGACGCGUGGGGCUUUGUUCACCACCAGCUUCUCCCACCUCAACCCGCAUCUCGCCUCUAGUUAGCAGAUGCUCCCCAGGAGGGGUGAGGGCUGCAGCAGCUGUGGGGGUAGGAGGAGGCUCCACCUGCAGGGGCUCUAGCAGGGCUGUGGGUUGGGAUCUGAGGGCAGGUCUGGGAGUUUGCUGGUGACCUUCCACCCAGGGCCGCUCUGGAGGACCUGGCCGUGCAUGGUGUGUGGGUGUUGGGGCUCUGCGCACCCUGAGUGGGCAUGGGGGUUUCCUGGCUGGGAGAGGGGUGCAUGCUCUGGCCGAGAUGUGGGGCUCGGAGAUGGGAGGGGUCGGUGUGGCCCAGGAGGAGGUGGGGAAGCUCCUCCGGAGCCAUCCGGGGAGGGAUUCUGUGUGACAGUGUCUCCUGGGGUAGCAGGCCCAUCCGGAGGCAGUGGGCACUCACCAGGUGCCUGGGUCCUGGAGACGGAGCCCAGGGAGGGUGUGGGGUCCCGGGGAACCUGGAGAACCCAAGAGGGACAGAGCUGGAGCGGCAGGGUGCCUUCUCCCCUUCCAUCUUUUUUCUCUGGCCCUGAGCGCCCUGCUGGGCUGCCCUCCCAGAGCCUGGGGGUGGGGGUGUCACAGUUGACCUUUUCCUGUCCUGCAGGGGACAUGGGCCCCCCUCCCCGGGCCUCCCUGGGCUGGCGGGACUGUGGCCCUGAAACAUCUGUACUUGGCAAGGAAGUGGCCAGCAGUGGUGCUGGUGUGCCUGUCACAUGCUCACCUGUCACUCCUGUUGCCCCACAGCAGUGCACUUCCUCUCCACACCUGUGCAGGUGCACCCGCGUGCCACACCACCUGCCCUGUCCACGGGGUAUGUAACUGUCUCACAGACUCCACCUCCCGGGCCUGAAGCUGCUAGCACGCAUCUGCCCAGGCACCUGUGUGACGCAGCCGGCUCAGUUCUCUGUGACAGUGCCUGGUCCAUCCGUGUCCCUGUCCUCGGUCAGCCUUGCGGACCCUGAGGGUGGGGCUUGAGUCCAGGAGGGGCAUUUCAGCAGGCCCAGUGUUUACUCAGCCUGCUUCAAUCCCAGAUUGUUUGGGAAACACGCUCUUCCCCCUGAGCCAGCCGCAAGCCUCUUCCGCUGGGCCCUCUGCCUGGGGUCGAUUUCAGCCACUCUCCGCUGUCCUUGCAGCCAGAUGGGGGCGUCGAGUCUCGGCCUUCCCAGCUCGGCUCAGCUCUCAGCUGUCACCCACCAUGUGGUUGACUAUGACCCUGCGGAGGGGGCCUUCCUCCAAUGUGGGGAAGAGGUCUUACGGGGAGUGAUGGAUGAGGCCCACUGGCCGAGGCGAGUGCGCAGAGAAGGCUCUGUCUGUGAGGAGACAGACUGACCAGGCCAGUACCACAUGGACUGGGAGGCAGAGAGGGGAUCCACCCUGUCAUGUAUGGGGGUCAGGAGCCACUCAUGUGGGUGAGGAGCCCCACGGUCCUAGGGGAGGACCACAGGAGCCCUGGCUGGGAGUGGUGGGGUCUCGCUGCUGAGUCAGGGGGGAAAGUUUGCAUUUAGCUGUGAGGUGGGCCCACCUUCCCUCCCUGUCCCCUUCUUUUUUCCUUCUCGCUCUUCUUAUUUAUUUAUUUACUUUUAAAGAUUUUAUUUUAAAGUAAU